UUUGGAUUAGCAAUUAACCAACGCCACCUAAGAAGAACAAUGAUGAGGUUGAGCAUCUUGGGAAUAGCAUUGAGUUCCAAUUCCUAUUAUUGCGCAUCCCUUUCCCUCAUUCCACCCAUCUCCACUUCUUCUUCAUCUUCUUCUCUCUCAUGCUCCAAGAAGUUCACUCCUUCAGCUUCAGGAAAGUUUGUAACAGGGAAGAGGAAUUUAGUUUUACGCGGGCAAAGUGUUGGCUUUGAGAGUGAGCUCAAACCAGGUGAUUUGAUGGAAUCGGUGAAGGAAUUCCCGGAAUUCAACCGAAACCUUUACCCGAAUAUAGAGCCGUACAGUUCUGGGUUUCUGAAGGUUUCGGAUAUUCAUACAAUCUAUUGGGAGGAGUCUGGAAAUCCAAAUGGGCAUCCUGUAGUCUUUCUUCAUGGGGGUCCAGGAGGAGGAACUGCACCAAGUAAUCGCAAAUUCUUUGAUCCUGAUUUUUUCAGAAUCAUUCUAUUUGAUCAGCGAGGUGCUGGGAAAAGUACCCCACAUGCUUGCUUGGUAGAAAAUACCACAUGGGAUCUAAUUAGUGACAUUGAAAAGCUCAGGGAACACUUGGAAAUUCCAGAAUGGCAGGUUUUUGGUGGGUCAUGGGGUAGUACACUUGCUCUUGCAUAUAGCCAAUCACACCCUGAUAAGGUUACUGGCAUGGUUCUUAGAGGGAUUUUUCUUUUGAGAAAGAAAGAGAUUGAUUGGUUUUAUGAGGGUGGUGCUGCUUCCAUAUUUCCUGACGCUUGGGAGCCAUUUCGAGAUCUUAUUCCAGAAAAUGAGAGGGAAAGUUUUGUCGAUGCCUACGGGAAGAGAUUAAACUCCGAUGAUCAGGAAGUACAAUAUGCAGCUGCUAGAGCAUGGACCAUGUGGGAAAUGAUGACUGCCCAUCUUUUUCCAAAUAAUGAUAACAUCAAGAGAGGAGAGGACGAUAAGUUUUCAUUGGCAUUUGCAAGGAUUGAAAAUCAUUACUUUGUGAACAGAGGAUUUUUCCCUUCAGAUGGGUUCCUGUUAGAUAACAUUGAUAAGAUAAGGCAUAUAAAAACUACAAUCGUACAGGGAAGAUAUGAUGUUUGCUGCCCCAUGAUGUCAGCUUGGGAUCUUCAUAAAGCAUGGCCAGAAGCUGAUCUCAAGGUUAUUCAAGAUGCAGGGCAUUCUGCUAAUGAACCAGGAAUAGCUGCAGAACUUGUGGCUGCAAAUGAGAAGCUGAAACACAUAAAGAAAGGAGCAUAGGAAAACAAAGACAAGACUACAUAUCAGAGAAUAAGCCAGAGUCUUCCCCUGUGGUGGGUGUAGACUCCGGUCAGAAAGCGUGAAUUCAUCUUCACAAGGAAUUCAGACAUCCACAAAGAAGCCAAACAAGUCCGUUCCGGCUUAAUGCAAAUAAUUGCUAAUGGAAGUGUUGGAAUAUUGUAUCAGUUUAGUGUUCCCCUUUGUAUCAAAGCUGUUUGGCGGGGAAUUGGAUGAGGACUGUUGAAUAUGUAGACAUUCUGUUUGAUAUGCUCAUAAAUUUGUUUUCCUCUAAAUUGAAACUCUACCUUUCAUUUCUCA
Messenger RNA from Prunus mume (Japanese apricot), 1572 nucleotides. The record is from RefSeq and is a predicted model, not a curated record. NCBI's taxonomy places the organism in Eukaryota, Viridiplantae, Streptophyta, Magnoliopsida, Rosales, Rosaceae.